AAUUUCGACUCAUUAUACUUGUGAACAGGCCAAUAGAAUGGACCACAAAAUGUUAUUUCUUUUGAUUGCAUUGAGUUGCUGCAGUGUCAGUUUUGGUAGCAAUGAUACUGAUUCCCCGAUAGUGGAAGUGAAACAAGGAAAAAUUGUUGGCAAAAUCUUAAAGUCUAGAGACGGAAGAGACUUCUACAGUUUUUUGGGUAUACCUUAUGGACAAGCUGAAAGGUUUCAGCCACCAUCCCUAGCAGCGGAGUGGGAUGGGAUCUUUGAAGCAAAAUCUUAUGGUCCUCAAUGUGUUCAAAAAAUGUGGGUAACGAAUCAGAACAUUGGAGAAGAAAAUUGUUUGCAGCUUCAAGUGUUUACCCCGUCAUUAUCUGACAAUUUGCCUGUUGCCGUUUACUUUCACGGUGGAGGCUUCUCGAUUGGUACUAGUAAUGUUUUGCAACCGCAAUAUUUUAUGGAUGAAAAUGUUGUUCUGGUGUUAGUUAACUAUCGUCUAGGACCGUUCGGCUUUCUAAGUAUGCAAGACGAGCUUAUACCUGGCAACAAUGGCCUAAAAGACCAGAAUAUCGCAUUAAAAUGGGUGCAACAGAAUAUAGCAAAUUUUGGUGGUAAUCCCGACCGUGUAACUUUGUUUGGUAACAGUGCGGGAGCAGCAUCCGUUUCCUUUCACAUAUUGUCACCUCAAAGUGCUGGUCUGUUUCAUGCAGCUAUUUUACAAAGUGGCUGUGCGUUAAAUCCGUGGGCCAUGUCUAAACAUCCUAGAGAGAUGGCCUUGCGAUUCGGAACGAAUAUUGGUUGUCCAACUGAUACUUCUGCAAAGUUUCUAAGUUGCCUACGCUUGAAGACCACAGACGAAAUACUAAAUUCGAUGGAACCGCUAACCCAAUGGAACUUCGAUCCAUUCACACCGUUUGGUGUCGUUGUUGAGCCAGAUGUACCGGGAGCAUUUCUCACCGUUGAUCCGUUGAAGAGUCUUGAAACUGGAAGUUAUAGCAGAGUGCCUGUGAUCGCCGGCGUCGUUGAAGAUGAAGGAAUUUUACUGCAUUCAGCAUAUAUUUUGGAACAUCCAAAACUAUUACAAGAUCUGAAUGAAAACUGGACAAAUGUGCUUCCAAUUUCGUUGCAGUUCGAUAGAGUAUACACAAAUUUCACAGAUGAACAGCAAUUGAACAUAUCGACAGAAAUUCGUAAAUUUUAUUUCAUUGAUCAAACUAUUUCGGAAGACAAGAGACAACAACUGACCAACGUGUAUUCCGAUCGACUAUUUAAUCAUGGAGUGAGAAAAUGUGCAGUUUUAUUGUCAGAACAUUCCCCUGUCUACAGUUACCAAUUCGCUCAUAAUAGAGGAGACUACUCCAUCCUGCGAUGGUUCAAUAUCGAUAAAAUAUUUGGUGUUUCUCAUGUCGACGAACUUUCGUUUUUAUUUGCUGAAUCAUAUGCACUGGCACCGGAAUUUCAAAAGGAUUCAAUCGCUGAAACAGUUUCAAAGAAUUUUGUGAAGCUUUGGGCUUCAUUCAUUACAAACGGAUACCCAACGGAAUUUUGGGGAAACCAACAGAAAUGGGAGCCGAUCAGUCGUGAAGAAAGAGAAGGAAAGAUUCCACUGAAAUUUUACCGAAUGGAUGCUGAUACUUCGAUCAUCGAUGAACCGUUUGCAGAUCGAGUCGUAUUUUGGGAAAAUAUCCUGAAGGGAAACUAUCAAGCCGGUGGACAACAGUAAUACAUUUUAUGUAGACGCGAAAUACGAACACAAAGAAAAUGAGAAAAUCAUA
Messenger RNA from Bradysia coprophila, 1772 nucleotides. RefSeq names its product esterase FE4-like. The record is from RefSeq and is a predicted model, not a curated record. NCBI's taxonomy places the organism in Eukaryota, Metazoa, Arthropoda, Insecta, Diptera, Sciaridae.